Molecule: messenger RNA, 2190 nt
Organism: Arxiozyma heterogenica
Lineage: Eukaryota; Fungi; Ascomycota; Saccharomycetes; Saccharomycetales; Saccharomycetaceae
Gene: TOK1
Product: Tok1p
Exons: 1
Coding region: 1-2190 (729 amino acids)
Biological process (GO): stabilization of membrane potential; potassium ion transmembrane transport
Cellular component (GO): plasma membrane
Molecular function (GO): outward rectifier potassium channel activity; potassium ion leak channel activity
Source: RefSeq, a predicted model, not a curated record
AUGAGUGACGUUGAAUCUCAACAACGAAUGAGACACAAACAUGAGAUCCAUGCUCUGAAUUUUGCUGUUAGAGAUUCUCUCAAAUUCAAAAAUAACAGAAUCAGUAUAAUUAAUGAUGACCCCACUAAAAAAUCAUUCGUAUUUUGGUUUUUUGUCUCGUGCUAUUUCCCUGUUAUAACUGCAUGUUUGGGUCCUAUCGCUAAUACUAUUUCUAUUGCUUGUGUAGUGGAAAAGUGGAGACAAACUAGAACGGCAAAAUCCGGAGUUCAUGACGAUAAUACUGAGAGCAAUCAAUUAUUAGACCCAAAGGGGAUCUUUGCCAUCAAUGUUAUAUCUUUAGUCUUAGGAUUUUCAUCAAAUGUGGUUCUUUUAUGUCAUUUUUCCAGGAGACUGAGUUAUCUCACAUCUCAGUUCAUUAAUAUUGUCGGAUGGACUGCUGCUGGACUGCUGUUAAUGAUAGAUGUAAUUAUAUGCAGUUCAGAAAUCCAGGAGGGACAAGCAAGAACACUAGGAUUUUGGUAUGCUUCUUUCACAUCUGGCUUAUAUAUAGCAUGCACUUUCACCUUAACAAUACAUUUUAUUGGUUAUAAGUUGAAAAAAUACCCUGCCACUUUCAAUCUCUUACCAAAUGAGAGAAUUAUUAUGGUUUUUACUGUCUUUCUUUCACUUUGGUUAAUAUGGGGUGCUGGCUUGUUCUCUGGUUUAAUGGGAAUAUCUUUUGGUAAUUCAUUAUACUUUUGUGUCGUAUCUCUAUUAACCGUCGGGUUUGGUGAUAUCUUCCCGAUUAAUGUUGCCUCCAAAAUCAUGAUUCUCCUCUUUUCGUUAUCUGGGAUCUUUAUCCUUGGGUUAAUUGUUUAUAUGACAAGAUCAAUUAUACAAAGAUCUUCUGGUCCUGUUUGGUAUUUCCAUAGACUGGAAUCAAGUAGAACUAAACUGUGGGAAAAAGUAUUGAAUGGGGAGUUAACUAUAGAUAACAAGGAAGGUUUCCAAAUAAUGGAAAGAAUCGCAAAGGGAGCCUAUAAUAGAGGGAAAAUCUAUUCUAUUUUGACUACAAUGACUAUUUUCAUAGGAUUCUGGUUAUUGGGAGCACUAGUAUUUCAUUUCGCAGAAGAUUGGUCUUUUUUUAAUUCAAUGUAUUUUUGUUUUUUAUGUCUUUUAACUAUUGGUUAUGGUAGUGAUUUUACACCUUCUACUGGUGCAGGUAGAGCGUUUUUUGUCAUAUGGGGGAUCGGUGCUAUCCCCCUGAUGAGUGCUUUGAUUUCCACAGCUGGUGAUUUGUUGUUUACUUUGUCUAAUAAAUUAGACAUUCAAUUGUCUAAACGUUUCCACAUUGGAUUUGAUACAAUCAAAAUAUCUAAGAGUUUAUAUCCAGUAUCAUUUAAAAUUCCAAAUGGUGAAAUUAUUGAAGAAUUAGUUAAAAGUAAACAUAACAUGAUCAAGGAAGCUAAAAAGAAUAAUGGACAUAAAAAUAAGAUUAACCAAAACGACGGAGAUAAUUAUAAUGAUAAUGAUCAUAAUUAUAGUAAUUUUGAACAAAGUAGUUCUUGUAAAAAUAGAAAUCACGAUUCUCGUUCUAUAUGUACAUUAGACGAUAUCUUAAAUAAAUCGUGGGACGUUAAACAAAAUAAUAUAUUUACUGAUCUAGAUUCUAUUUCGGACUCUGAUGAUACAGAUUUUGACAUUGUCCCGUCCUUAGAUGACGAGGAUUCAGAAUCCGUAGAAUCUUUAACAAAGACCGUAAGUAAUAGACCCAAGCUCGAAUUUAAGAAAUUACAAAGAUUGAAACAUUUGUUUAAGUCUCUAAGGAUUUUACAUAGGAUAUCAUUAGAAAAUAAUAGUUACAAAUUAAGUUUUCAACAGUGGACUAAUCUUCAUAAUCUAUAUCCAACUGAAGAAUUGAUGCUCACAAAACAGGAAAAUGACAAUUUUUGGAUAUCUAAUAGAACACCAUUAAAAUUCCCACUAAAUGAACCACAUUUUGCAUUUUUAAGAAUAUCUGAUGCAAUUGAUAAACUUAUGGAUGACAUUAUGACUGAACAACAAAAUGCAUCCACAAUUUUGGAAAAAACUACUUCUUCGAAUGCAUCGAAUCGCUUUAAUGAAAACGCUUCUACUACAAUUUCAUCAUCAUCCUCAUUACAUACAAUGUCUCGCAGAAAAAAUGAGUCAACUAUUAAUAAAAGUUGUUGA